GCAACUGACACUCCUCCGUGCAGUCGCAGAGAAUCAACAGCUUCUUUCACACUGAGGAUGAGGAUGAUGCCACACAUGUAGAAGAUGAUGAUAGACCGCGCUCACGAAAGAGACCGUCCGUGGAUUCCAUAGUGCGAACAGUUGUGAAUGAAAGACGUGAAGACAACCACAGCAAGAGGAGCUGUGCAUUUUUUUUUUUUCCCCAGCUUGAAAUUUCUCAAGGCGUGAAUUCGUUCCUCCAGUCCAUGAAUGCUGAGAUUUAACGAGACUUUCUGUCCCGGUGAUAUAUAGACAAAAAGCUAUUCAUGUUGCAACCUCAAGCUUCAUGAUAAUGGAUUAUUCGCUGUUAUUAUACAGCCUUUGGGUACCCGUUAUUCUCGCUGUUGAGGAGACUCUUAUGGACAGCAGGUGGGCUACUACAGAGCUGGCGUGGACCACCUAUCCAGAAAGCGGGUGGGAAGAAGUGAGUGGAUAUGACGACCACUUGAGCCCCAUCAGGACAUACCAGGUCUGUAACGUACUGGAGCCCAGUCAGAACAACUGGCUCCGGACAGACUUCAUCCCACGACGGGGAGUUCUUCGAGUUUACGUGGAGCUCAAGUUCUCUGUGCGGGACUGUGGCAGUAUUCCCAAUAUUCCCGGGUCCUGUAAGGAGACCUUUAAUCUGUUCUACUAUGAAUCGGAUGGAGACGUCGCCACAGCAAGCAGCCCGCCAUGGAGGGAGAACCCCUACGUAAAGGUGGACACCAUAGCCCCCGACGAGAGCUUCUCAUUGCUGGAGUCAGGAAUCGUCAACACCAAAGUACGGAGCUUAGGUCCUCUUUCCAAAGCUGGUUUCUACCUGGCCUUCCAGGACCUGGGCUCCUGCAUGUCCCUCAUCUCGGCCAGGGUCUUCUUUAAAAAGUGCUCCACCACCAUUGCUAACUUCGCUGUCUUCCCCGAGACGGCCACUGGUGCCGAGGCCACCUCUCUGGUCAUCGCCGCCGGAGCCUGUGUGCCAAACGCCAUCGAGGAAUCUGUCCCUCUAAAGCUGUACUGUAACGGAGAUGGAGAAUGGAUGGUUCCCGUGGGAGCAUGCACCUGCAUGGCGGGCUUUGAGCCGGCCAAGAAAGAUACUCAGUGCCAGGCGUGCACCCCAGGGACCUUCAAAUCCAAACAGGGCGAGGGUUCUUGUAUGCCGUGCCCUUCCAACAGCCGGGCCAGCUCUAGGGCGUCUAGCAUUUGCCCUUGUCAAAGCGGCUACUACCGUGCUGACAGCGACCCCCCUGAUGCAGCCUGCACUGCUGUUCCUUCGGCACCAUUAAACGUGAUCUCCAGUGUGAACGAGACUUCAGUGUCACUGGAGUGGUCCGAGCCGCGGGAUUUGGGCGGGAGAGGUGACAUGGUGUAUAACGUGGUGUGUAAGAAGUGCCUGCACGAUGGCGGGUCCUGUGCGCGGUGUGACGAUAACGUGGAGGUGUCACCACGGCGACUGGGUCUGGCCGAGAGGCAGGCGGCAGUGAGGAAUCUACAGGCACACACCCAUUACAGCUUUGAGAUCCAGGCUGUCAACGGUGUGUCCCCCAAGAGCCCAUCCACCCCGCAAUAUGCCACUGUCAAUAUCACCACCAAUCAAGCAGCUCCAUCGGCAGUCCCCACCGUCCACUUAAUGCGGGCCACAGCUAGCACUCUCAGCCUCUCCUGGCUGCCCCCAGAGCGGCCCAAUGGUGUGAUCCUGGAUUAUGAGAUCAAGUACCAGGAGAGGGGAGAGUCGUUCUCGCACACCGUCACUGCACAGCACACUUCUGCCAAAGUGGAGGGUUUAAAGGCUGGCACGGUGUACGGCGUGCAAGUACGUGCUCGUACUGUAGCCGGUUACGGACGCUAUAGCAGCCCGGUGGACUUCAGUACAAGUCUUUAUGAUGACCCAGAGCGGUCAGUACAGGACCUGUUGCCACUCAUUGUGGGCUCUGCCUCAGCAGGAUUUGUGGUCAUCCUUGCCAUGGUGGUCAUCGCUGUUGUCUGCCUUAGACGGCAGUGUACUGGCUCUGAGCUGGAGUAUACUGAAAAACUGCAGCAGUACGUAUCCCCCGGUGUAAAAGUUUACAUUGACCCUUUUACAUAUGAGGACCCGAACGAGGCUGUUCAUGAGUUUGCUCGAGAGAUUGACAUCUCAUGUGUGAAGAUCGAGGAAGUCAUUGGAGCAGGAGAGUUCGGGGAGGUGUGUCGAGGCCGACUCAAGCAGCCUGGCCGAAAGGAAGCAACCGUGGCCAUCAAGACACUGAAGGCGGGAUACACGGAGCGCCAAAGGCGGGACUUCCUUAGCGAGGCCAGCAUCAUGGGCCAGUUUGACCAUCCCAAUGUCAUCCACUUGGAGGGAGUUCUGACUAGGAGCUGCCCGGUGCUUAUUGUCACGGAGUUCAUGGAGAACGGAGCGCUCGAUUCUUUCCUUAGACUGAACGAUGGCAGGUUUACUGUAACGCAGCUGGUUGGUAUGUUGAGGGGAAUCGCAGCUGGCAUGAAGUAUCUGUCCGACAUGAACUACGUCCAUCGUGACCUGGCUGCCCGCAAUGUGCUCGUCAACAGCAACCUGGUGUGCAAAGUGUCCGAUUUUGGCCUCUCUCGCUUUCUGGAUGAUAACUCAUCGGACCCCACCUACACCAGCUCAUUGGGGGGAAAGAUCCCAAUCCGCUGGACCGCCCCCGAGGCCAUCGCCUUCAGAAAGUUCACCUCGGCGAGUGAUGUGUGGAGCUACGGGAUCGUGAUGUGGGAGGUUAUGUCAUUCGGGGAGCGGCCAUACUGGGACAUGAGCAAUCAAGAUGUAAUGAACGCAGUGGAGCAGGACUACAGGCUGCCUCCUCCCAUGGACUGCCCCGCAGUGCUGCACCAGCUCAUGCUGGAGUGCUGGGUGAAGGAGCGGAAUAUGAGGCCGCGCUUUGGACAGAUCGUCAGCACACUUGACAAGGUCCUCCGCAACGCCACAAGCCUCAAAGUGCUUACCAGCACACACUCAGGUGAUCUCUGUCGAGUUGGCGGGACCCUGCCGGGCCAUCAAAGGAAGAGUAUAGGAGAUGCACAAGACAUGAAACAACAAAUGAGUCAAACUCUGCCCAUACGGGUUUGACUGAUUAAAAAAAACACCUGCUGA
Sinocyclocheilus anshuiensis is the source of this 3127-nucleotide messenger RNA. RefSeq names its product ephrin type-B receptor 3-like. Bases 326 to 3103 code for a protein of 925 amino acids. The transcript has 16 exons. The record is from RefSeq and is a predicted model, not a curated record. Gene Ontology annotation, molecular function: transmembrane-ephrin receptor activity; protein binding; ATP binding. Lineage: Eukaryota; Metazoa; Chordata; Actinopteri; Cypriniformes; Cyprinidae. Gene Ontology annotation, cellular component: dendrite; plasma membrane. Gene Ontology annotation, biological process: protein phosphorylation; axon guidance; ephrin receptor signaling pathway.